AUGUCUAAAACGGUGUCUGUUAACGUGGUCGAAGCCCGCCAGCUCAAUGGAAUCAACAUAAAUCCUACAGUGGAGGUGAAAAUUGCCGACAAAACUCAAAAAACCGACACAAAGUUAUCAACUUCCAAUCCAUAUUAUGACCAUUUUUUCAUGUUCGACUUCUUCCUGCCCAAGGAGGCUUUGCUUGACGAGGUUAUCAGGAUCAAAGUAAGUUCAAGUACUCCUGACAGAUAA
Molecule: messenger RNA, 234 nt
Organism: Protopolystoma xenopodis
Lineage: Eukaryota; Metazoa; Platyhelminthes; Monogenea; Polystomatidea; Polystomatidae
Source: the annotation of a GenBank genome assembly